AUGGCGCCACAAGAGGCCAAUGCAAUCGACGACAGGGAGCAAACUCACCCCGACGAGACUGAAGCGUUCCUCGCCGCGCGCCUAGUGGAGUUUGACAAGGAAGUAGCACUGCUCACAGAACAAGAAACAAAAUUUUUGCGACAGGCGCAAGCCAAUUGUUCCGAAUUGCUGGACCAGAAUUUCAAGCUCAUGUUUCUGCGUACUGACGUUUUCAAUGUCCAGCUGGCCGCGAAGCGAUACGCAAGUUACUGGGAGCACCGGGUCGGCUUGUUUGGACCUGAGAAAGCAUUCCUCCCGAUGACGUUGGACGGGGCCAUGAAGGACGACUUGGAAACGUUAGCGCUCGGCUACACUCGCACUGUUCAGGAUCACGGGCGAAUACUUUUCAUGGAUCCGUCACGCACGCUAGUGGAUCGUGAUAUUGACAGCAUCGUUCGUUGCCAAUGGUAUGUUUCGACGAAAGCUCUUAUGAGCGAACCGGAAAUGCAAAAGAAAGGAGCUAUUUUCGUUCUCGAUCUGGAUACGAUACGGCACGUUGACCGCCCUUUGAUCAAACGUAUGGCGGAGACCACCAACGAUAGCUUUCCUCUACGUGUCUCUCUCUGUUGUAUGAUCAACCCCCCUCCUUUGACCGACUUUUUCGUCAAAAUCGUCAAGCUUUUCAUGAAGCCCAAAGUGCGACAGAGGUUAUACGUGAUUAAAGGUGACCAAAAGCUUGUCAAGCAUGUGGAAGGACUGGAUAUGAAAACGCUGUACACAGCUUUAGAUCACGACAAAUGGAUCGAAACGAUGCGUGAAAAGGAAGGCUAA
Phaeodactylum tricornutum CCAP 1055/1 is the source of this 810-nucleotide messenger RNA. RefSeq lists its product with no specific name. Gene Ontology annotation, cellular component: membrane. The transcript has a single exon. Lineage: Eukaryota; Bacillariophyta; Bacillariophyceae; Surirellales; Neidiaceae. The record is from RefSeq and is a predicted model, not a curated record. Bases 1 to 810 code for a protein of 269 amino acids. Gene Ontology annotation, molecular function: phosphatidylinositol bisphosphate binding.